AUGGCCACUGAUCUAAUUGACACGCUCGAGGUGAGCUUGGAGGCUCUAGCCGACCUUCAAAUUCCUCGGGAUCUUUCCAUCUCUCCCGAUGAUACGAAGAUUGCCUAUACACUCCAAGCUCUCAGCAAGACAGGCGAUCAUGCCACCUCCUCAAUAUGGAUUGCGAAAGUUGGCGAAGAAAACAGCAGUCGCCGGUUCACUUCGGGCUUAUUCAACGAUGAACAGCCACAAUGGUCUCCAGCUGGAACAUUCAUUGCGUUCAAAUCAGAUCGGCACCGGCCGGGGAAAAGCACCGCCAUCUAUGUGUUGCCAGUCGAUGGCGGCGAAGCAUACCCCAUCACGCCAGUGGACUGCGAGAAGCCAAUUGCGGCUUUUGAAUGGGAUUCCACCGGCACAAGUAUCGCAUUUACCAGCGCGGAUGAGAAGACCGACGAACAGGUUGCAAAGGAGAAAGCGAAAGACGAUCCGACGGUUUGGGGGGAAGACUUGGAAUAUCUCCGCCUGAGAAUUGCUCAUGUCGCAACAAGGCAAAUCGAAACUAUCGUCUGUGGCAAUAGACAUGUGCACGACUUUAGUUGGAGCCCUGACUCCAGGCAGAUUUGCUUUACUACGCACAAAGGGCCCGAUAUCAACUCUGCUGGGUUUUAUGGUGCAGAAUUCUGGAUUACAUCGAUAUCUGGAUUGGAGUCGAAGAUGAUUGUGGAAUUCCCCGGACCAAUCAACCAGAUCGCAUGGGGAAACUGUGGCGUCUACUUCAUUGCAGGUCAUGUCCCAACUCACUGUUUGACAUCCCUUUCGCUAUACGAACUCGAACUUGAACAUGGUUCGUAUGCAGAGCGAACAGAUGGCAACGAAGAGCACUGUUGCAUCACUCUUCGAAAGAAUCCAUCUUGCUUGUCCUACCGUGUCCAGAGGUACCUUGCCGAUGAGUUCUUCUCAAUCAGUGAUGGCACUCGUACAAAGAUCUAUAGCGAAGAGUGUGAGAUGAGCUCAUUUGACGUUCUCAACACUCCGGAUAGUACUGUCAUUGUGAUCACAAAAGGUGAUGGGUCCAAUCCCGAGGAGGUCUUUUCCGUCUCGGAGUGUGCAGGAACAGUCAAAUUAUGGAUACUAUACUACCUUGACGGAAUGAUCUAUGUUCCCUCCAAAUACAAACCCGAGGAUGGGCCACUCGCCACUAUUGUCAUCCCGCACGGGGGGCCAUACUGGCGGGUAACUGCCGGUUGGUCACAAGGAGGCUUUCUAUCCUAUUUUGCAGUCACCCGCGAGGAUUUCCACUUCCGAGGAGCCAUCUGUGGGGCCGGUGUAGCCGAAUGGACCUCCAUGACGAUGACGAGCGAUGCAUACUGGUUCCAGGGUGAAAUGGCAGGUGGUGCUCCCUGGGAUGUGGAUGCGAGCACAAAUACAAAUACCAGUCACGACCCGACAACUAGCCCCACGGAGAAAAAAUGGAUCAGCGACACCAAUGGCCGGAGAGGAAGCGCCUUAUGGCACAUGCGUAACGUGAAGACUCCCAUCUUGAUUCUUCAUGGCGAGAACGACGUGCGGGUGCCUAUAGAACAAGCCAUAGCUUUCUAUCGCGCAUGCAUCCACAACAAUGUCCCUGUUGAAAUGGUGACGUAUCCUCGAGAAGGACACUUUAUUGUCGAAAGGAGACAUCUCCUUGAUAUGUGGGACCGGAUGAGGAAGUUUUGCUAUCGGAAUUUACAGUGA
Molecule: messenger RNA, 1713 nt
Organism: Aspergillus sclerotioniger CBS 115572
Lineage: Eukaryota; Fungi; Ascomycota; Eurotiomycetes; Eurotiales; Aspergillaceae
Product: S9 family peptidase
Exons: 2
Coding region: 1-1713 (570 amino acids)
Biological process (GO): proteolysis
Molecular function (GO): serine-type endopeptidase activity
Source: RefSeq, a predicted model, not a curated record